Sinocyclocheilus rhinocerous is the source of this 1501-nucleotide messenger RNA. Its product is annotated as H-2 class I histocompatibility antigen, alpha chain-like. The record is from RefSeq and is a predicted model, not a curated record. NCBI's taxonomy places the organism in Eukaryota, Metazoa, Chordata, Actinopteri, Cypriniformes, Cyprinidae. Gene Ontology annotation, cellular component: external side of plasma membrane. The transcript is spliced from 7 exons. Gene Ontology annotation, biological process: immune response. The coding region runs from base 1 to 1065 and encodes 354 amino acids.
AUGUGUGUUGGAGAACUGCUGCAGGAUGUUAACUCUGCAUCAAAGUUGUGGAGUGAUGCUAUACCCGCAGAUUUCCGGACUCUUGAGUACAAAAAGCACCACCUCUGCUACAUGUUUUCGGUUUUAACAGUCAAAGCCCAAAUUUCCCUUGGGCCCUGGGCUUCUGUGGCUGUUUGUGAUGACAAACAGGUCGCUUACUACAGUAAUGAAAAUAAAAAAUGGAUAAGAGAGAGUCUGACUAUAGAUGAACCACCUGAUUCUAGAGACUGGUACCUACAUCAGUUAAACACUCUGUCAAACUGCACGGUCUCACAGUGUUCUGAGCUCCAUGUUCUUCAGAGAAUGGUUGGUUGUGAUCUGGUGAAUUUUCCUGAUGGGACAGUGAGUCUGAGAGCAUUUGAUGAAUAUGGAUUUGAUGGAGAGGAUUUUCUUGCCUUUAAUUCUGACGCUCUGCAGUGGAUUGAUAAAAACCCCAAAGCCAAAGAAACCAAAAUGAAAUGGGACCUUCAAACAGGACGAAACAAAUUCAUAAAGAAAUACCUGAACAACUGCAUGAACUGGAUCUCCACAUUUAACAACACAAAAAAGAAUUCACCAGAUGUUCGUGUCUUUGCGAGGAGAGCUCCUGAUGAUCACAAUAAGAUGGUUCUGAGCUGUCUGACCACUGGUUUCUACCCCAGAGAUAUUGAGAUGAACAUCAGAUUGGACAGAAUUAACAUUCAGAACCAAAUAUCAUCUGGAAUCAGACCAAAUGGUGAUGGAUCCUUUCAGCUGAGAACCAGUGUGGAGAUCGACAGAAACCAUGAAGGCUCUUAUGACUGUUUUGUCAUUCACAGCAGUCUGACUGAACCAGCUUCAAUAAAAUGGGAUGGAAUAUGUAUUAACUGUGAAACAGAAUUUCUAUGGCUUGUUAUAGCAGGGGCACCAGUUCUAAUUCUAGUUCUCACUGUGAUUGCUUGCAUCUACAAAAAGAAAAGGUCAAAUGAUCUCAUAUGCCGUUCUGAAUAUUAUGGUGAAGUGAGGAACGGUUCUGAGCCGUUCUCUCAUGGAAGAGGUUGUGAUUAGCUCAACACAGGCAAAUGGAGGUUGGCGAGAUAUGAAAUUAAAUUAAAUGAACCAUCUCAGGAUUUAUAAGAAGGAGAUGCAAAGGACUGGUUUCAAACAGGUUUCCUUCUCAUUUCUGUCACUGGGUAGAGAUAUAAAUAUCAUCAGUUGAGUCAAAUGUCGACUCAAACAGAUCAGUCUCACACUGUUACACUAUUUAGGAGGUCAAACUUCCAAUGACUUCUAGUUGAAAAUGAAGACACAAGAAAAUAUUUCAAAUAUGUCACCUUUACCUUUUCCAAAAGAAUACAUUCAUCACCUUUAUGGACUAACCCUGUUACUCGAUUUUAGUGAUUUUUUUAGCUUGUCAUUGCUACUUUAAUGAAAUGUGCACUUUCUGAAAAAUCACUUCAUGUCCAUAUCUGUUGAUUCAGUUGCAUUUGUUGCAUCUGUUGCU